Messenger RNA from Fusarium redolens, 3281 nucleotides. RefSeq names its product prion-inhibition and propagation-domain-containing protein. The coding region runs from base 168 to 3122 and encodes 984 amino acids. The transcript has a single exon. Lineage: Eukaryota; Fungi; Ascomycota; Sordariomycetes; Hypocreales; Nectriaceae. The record is from RefSeq and is a predicted model, not a curated record.
AUCUUCACCUCCACAUCUGUCGCUCAUCCUUCCAUCUCGCAUUCACAAUCCUCUCUUCCAUCUUAUUUCAUCUUUCACAGAACCCAUCAAAAGAUUUGUUACAUUUCUUGGAUUUAUAUGUCUCGCUGAGAUAUCAUAAUCCUACUGCAGUAUCAAUCAACUGUGCCAUGGAAGUAGCUGGCCUCACCCUCGGGGCCGUGGCACUCGUAAGUUUAUUCAAAGAUUGCGUCGACCUUUUCUCCAUGAUCACAGUAGCUCGUGGCUUGGUAAAAGAUGCGGCCAUACUGGACACGAAGCUCGAUGUCGAGAGGAUGCUAUUUCUUCAAUGGUCUGAGCGCGUUGGACUUCUAAAGAAGGACUCCACGAACACGCUGUCUCACGACACGGAUACCCGACAAAUUGUUUCGCGUAUUUUAGAAAGCGUCAAAAGCCUGUUGAGUGAAGGCCAGGCUCUGCAAAGAGACUAUGGUCUUAAGAAAGUUGAUGUUACCAAGCUUACCACCGAGCAUACCGGCACUGGAUCGACAACGGGCUAUAGAGGCGCCAGCUCUUAUCGAUUCGAAAGGUUCCUCAAACAAUUUGAGGCGCUCAAAAUUCGGCCCUCUCAAGUCUCGGAUGCCGGCCAGCACAGGGAGUUGAAAAGAACCACCAAGCAAUUGCGUUGGGUUAUCGUCGACAAGGAUAAAUUUAACUCUCUCAUCGACCAUCUCUCCUACUUCAAUACCUCCCUUAAUAAUCUUGUUCCGAUCUCGGUAGAAUCUGAAACGACUCCUUGCGAGAAUGAUUUGAUUCAAAUCAAGGACCUUGCUGAACUUGACUUGGUCAUCCAAGCAACAGCGAAUACACGGCCAAGCGUCAGCAAAGCAGCUGUUGCUGCUAAGUCUGCGCUUAUCUCAUCUCGUGUUCUCCGCUCUCUCUGGUUCCGCUCGUACGACGACCGCAGAAUUAAUAUCAAGAACCAUCACUUCAAAACUCUACAAUGGGCUCUUGAUCCCCCUAGCGAUUACCUUCAGUGGGACGAUCUCAACACUUGGUUACAGAGCGCAUCUGGGUUAUACUGGCUUUCUGGGAAAGCUGGGAGCGGCAAGUCAACUCUGAUGAAGUACCUUCAUCAGCAUGAGAAAACACAUGCUCUACUUCGAACCUGGGUCAAUGGCUCUGGACUGAUCUUCGCAAGCUUCUUCUUCUACGCUCUUGGAAAGUCGGAGCAAAAGUCACAGUCUGGGCUUUUGCGAAGCCUGCUCUACCAGAUUCUGGAGCAUGACCCAAGUGUCACUGAAAGCGCUCUUCCUCAUAUGUGGCGAGAAGCGUGCUACACUCAGCAAAGAUCUCUAAACAUUGAAGUUCCAUCCGUUGCGGAGAUGACAGCUGCUUUAAAAGAUCUAUGCUCAAGGCUUCAUUGCGAUAAAAAGAUCUUUUUUUUGAUUGACGGUAUUGACGAAUAUGAAGGGAAAGAUAUGGAUGUUGCAAGAUUUAUCAGCGAGCUUGAAUCGUUUUCGAACGUUAAGAUUCUUGUGUCAAGUAGACCGCAUCCGGCAUUUUUCACCGCAUUUUCUCAAAAGCCAAUGAUGAGCCUUCAGAAGUUGACGAAACACGAUGUUGCUACCUAUAUCGACGAUACCGUGGCCUCUCAUCCCUACAUGAUGACUAUAUCUCGACUAUCCCCCCUGGAAACUGGAGAUAUCACGCAAAGGCUUGUGGAAAAGGCAUCCGGCGUUUUCCUCUGGGUCGUUCUCGCUUGCCGGUCGGUCAUCGAGGGAUGUGAUGAUUUUUGUACCAUAACCGAGCUCAAAGAAAGAGUUGACGAGUUGCCCAAAGAGGUUGAGGAUCUCAUUGAACAUAUGCUUGGGAAAAUUGAUCCAAAAUGGAAGCAAGAAGCUAUGAAGCUCAUACAUCUUGUUUACACCAAUGAAGGUUGCAAGGGAAUCGAUCCCAUUCCAACUCUAGGGUUGUACUUGACACACGAAAAGGGGCUUGGUGGAGAUACAAGCUUAUCAGGAAUGAACCUCGAACCGGUUCCUCUCACAGAAAUGGAAGACCAAUGCCGCAUUAUGGAGGGUCGAAUAAGGAGUCGGUGCUGUGGCCUACUUGAAGUCUACAACUAUGACCGACAUGAGAGGAUAAUUGAGGAAUGCACUGUCAAAUUUAUGCACAGGACUGUGUACGACAUGCUGUUACAGCCAGACGUCUCAAAUCGCCUGUUCAGAGACCUUCAAAGCGAGGACUUUAAUAGCUACGCAAUCUUGUCUGAAAUCUGGUGUCGAAUGAUCCACACUGAUUCAGGGUCUGACGAGAUAUAUAUGAAUGCUUUGUGUCCUGUCAAAUAUGGAGACUUGAAUGGAUGCCCGCCUGAGAUCACAGUCCAUCUCCUUUCAAGGUUGCAAUUCCUCUUUGGCCAAAUUACUGCUACUUCAUCGCCGUCACCAGACGUUCCCCGUUACUUACGACAUGAUAAAGAAUGUCGCAGACACUGCGAUGACUUGUCAGUGGUUUUCCCGCUUGCUCUCGAGAUGGGAAUGUAUGAUGUAAUUCGCUUUGUCUUUGAGAACAAGGAUUCAUUGGGGCAUUUAUUGUUUCGUCCACUAAACAUUACAUUGCUAGGGGACUGCCGGGUCGCGCAGAGUGCAUCCAACCCCUGUCACCAAUUUAGCUGUCAAGAUGAGGGACAUAUUCUUGGGAGCACAUACCCAUUGAUCUAUCACGUUAUGAUGCAGCCAUUGUUACAAAUCUACUCUUAUGUCGGCAGUAAUUCCUGGAACCUGGAACGGUUGCCUUUAAUGCAGCUUAUCUUAAACAUGGAUGCGAAUUUACAGCAUCACAAUAAGGGGAUGGGGAGAAGACAGCUAGGGGUCUUAGGUGCGAAGCAUAGCCCUCAUAGUCUCGAUUCGUGGGACAUUGCCGACCUAUUCGAAUCAAUCGAGAGGUUAGCCAAGGAUGACUACGAAAACCGAGAGGAAUGGAGGGAGGUGAAAAGAUUGUGUGAGGAACAGCUGAAAGACGCUUCCUUUGGACGCAACAGACCGAUACAACAGCCCCAGGGAAUGCGACCCGAGAUUAGGACCGCGAAACGGGGGCUUACUACAAAUGAUUCUAUAGAGCCUUCUAGAAAAAGACAGAGGUAGUUGGUCUAAGGCUAAGAGUACUGUAUGACAUGCUUGAUAUGAUGUUACCUGAACCUUUGCGCUGCAAGACACAACUACUUACCGGACACUGAGAAGCUAUACUUAGGCAGCAUGGCUACAUUUUAGAUAACGAUUAGUUGCUCUUAAAAGAGAUUCAUU